ACUCGUUCAGAGAGCCUUCAGAUUUUUACUGCUGUUUCGAGAAGAUCUGCAGCUGGAGACACACAAGUGUGGAGUAUGGCACCGAAAAACUGGGAGCAAAAGGCCUCUCCACGCUGCCUCUUCCUUUUGAUCAUUUUGGCUGUCGCUCCCUGUACAGCAGAUUUGAGUGAGUGGGGAGCCACAUAUGAGCCAAUGAAGAUCUGUGCACUGGAAGGAUCAACGUUGAGGAUUAAUUGUACAUAUAGACAUCCAGCAGAACUCACUGUUGAAAAAGAAAUGUGGUUUUAUGGAAUUGAAAAAUGUGAGAUAGCUAGAGAUGAAGCAACCACAGUGUAUCAUACAAAUGAGAGGGAAGUGUCCAGCAGUCACAGGCACCGAGUUCAAUUCUUGGGUAACAAAAACAAAAAGUGCUCUCUAGAGAUCGGCAAUGUGAGGAGAGAGGACUACGGCUACUACAACUUUAGAUACGAGGGAAGUGAAGACGGAAAACGCUGGACUCAGGCACCAGGAGUCCACGUGACAAUCACAGAUCUGAAGAUUGAAGCAACAGCAGAGAAUGUGCAAGAAAAUGGCACGGUGAUCCUGACUUGUAAAACGACCUGCAGUCUCCCUAGCAGGGUCUUCUCCUGGUACAGAGAUGGACAACAGUUAAAGGAAACCUCAGAGAAGCUUGAAAUUCAAAGAGUUUCCUAUAAGGACCAUGCCAACUACUCGUGUCAGAUUGGAAGCAUCCCGUCCUCACAAUUUCUUCUGAAUGUGCAGUAUUCCCCCAGGCAUGCAGUCAUCACUGGACAGAGCAACUCCAGUCUGGAAGAAGGAGGAUCAGUAACUUUAUACUGCAAAGCCUUUGCAAACCCAACCAGCAACUACACCUGGGUCAAGGAGAACAGCAGCCAUGUCGGAUCAGGAGAACAACUGCACAUCUGCAGCGUAAACAGGAGGGAUGCAGGGUCUUAUCACUGUGAAGCCACAAACAGAUAUGGUACAGCAAAGUCUGCAGACGUUAUCCUGGCGUUUCAAGGUGAACAUCCUCAGUGCAUUGUGGGUUAG
Erpetoichthys calabaricus (reedfish) is the source of this 1050-nucleotide messenger RNA. RefSeq names its product sialoadhesin-like. NCBI's taxonomy places the organism in Eukaryota, Metazoa, Chordata, Cladistia, Polypteriformes, Polypteridae. Bases 76 to 1050 code for a protein of 324 amino acids. The transcript is spliced from 5 exons. The record is from RefSeq and is a predicted model, not a curated record.